AUCGCCCUAAUGCAUGAUUUCUGGUCAUCCUUCUUAUUUUAACAAUAUUUUAACCCUCCACUCCCUCUUUAAUCCUAUCAUAAUUCAAUCCUUCAUCUAUGAUUCAAUAAACGGGGCACCCGCUAUGAGUGCUGUCCCCUAAAAAAAAUCGCCCUGUAGAAAGACAGCCACGUACAAUAUUUAAUGACCCUUUAUCCAUAACAGUUCACACAGUUAUUAAAUAUAUAUCAUCUACUGAAAUGUCUGCCAACUUUAAAAGUAUCUCCAUCUCUAUUACUGCUGAUUUUGUUUGCCCUACUGUUCCAGAUUAUGAGGAAAGUGGUCAGACCAUCAUUACUACGUCUGAUAAGUUCGAGGAAUGGUUCAAAAAGGACGCGUUAUCGCAUGCUAAGUGGGUCUUUAAACAACAGUAUCCCGUUGCAAGCAAUCUCCAGUUCAUCGAGGAGCUCAUUCUUGAAGCUUUGCCAGCUCACACCACCUUCUAUUUGUGUGAUCAUGCUGGUGUUGGUAAGAAGAAAGCUACAUUUGGCGCCUAACCGAGAAGCCAAAUACAGAAGCUAUAUCCAGAAAAAAGCAGAAGAAAGUUCAAAGAAUGAUUCACAACAAUCAAUAGACGAUAAUAGCAGGACAUCUACUUUUGCCGAUCUGCCUAGGAAUGUAAGAAGGAAUAUUGUACGAGGCGAAGAAUACAAGAAAAAAAAGUACGAAGCAAAAAUAAAAAGAAAGCCUGAAGAAGCACACAAAUGGAAAGCUAAAGUCGAUACGUACCAAAAAAGGAUUGAUGGAUACAAAAUGGCUGUUUUGGCUAGGAAAGUCGAAAGGAGCAAUAUAGCAAGAGUUGAGAGCACUGUUGCAGGAGAAAGUCAACUCACCAGUAAAAAUAAUGACGAGGAUGACGUGGAAGAAGAAGAGCUGAUCACAGGCAACACCACAGAUUUAACAAGAAGGAGAUUACGCUGUUUAAAAUCUGCUCUGAAAAGCCUACUUCUCAAUGACAGAAAAGAUGCAUUCAGUAUCGACGACCUGAAAAAGGAAUGUUCUGACGUCAAAGAAAAAGAAGCAUACCCUUGCCUGCUGAUUUUGAAUGCUUUGAAGUCGUAUAUUCCAAAGAAGAAGGAACGGCUCAUUAUAGCUCAUCAAUUACCACUUUGCAUCCUAGCGAAUGAUACUCUUUUGUAUGCUGGCUACAGAAAGCUUUGUCCGCAGCCAUCUGUUUCUACACUACAUGUCUUAAGAAUAGACGAGCCAUCAUUGUAUCAAAUAUUGACCAGACUGCCUUGUGCAUUGGCAAUAUUCAGCUAUGAUAACUAUCUCAUAGAAUCAGUUGAAGAAGCUCGCCAAAACAAAGAUGCUGUUUUUAGCUCAUUUUUUGAUAUGAAUGAUAUAGCAACGGUGUGAAAGCCCAACGGUCUAGAGUUUGCUCAAAAUAUAACACUGUUGCCUGGAAUAAAGACCGCUUGCUUGCUUGGAACAAAGGAUGCUGUGGGUGAUUCAAACAAUAAGAAAGGUCCCGCCUCAUAUGAAUUGACAGAUCAUUCAAUUGUGAAAGAGGAAUCUAAAAAGCCGAAAGAAACUCUUGUACAAGAAAUCCAAGGCUUGCAAUCUGAAGUCGUUCAGAUAGAAAAAUUGCUUAAAGAUGCAUUGAAGAACAACAAUAACAGAGACUUCUCCAAGGACAUCAAAGACUUGAAGGCCAAAUGGAGAAAUAGCAGCCUUGAAGAAAAGGUGACUUAUACAACGCUAUCGAACAAG
Messenger RNA from Rhizopus microsporus ATCC 52813, 1752 nucleotides. RefSeq lists its product as uncharacterized. NCBI's taxonomy places the organism in Eukaryota, Fungi, Mucoromycota, Mucoromycetes, Mucorales, Rhizopodaceae. The transcript has 2 exons. The coding region runs from base 310 to 1398 and encodes 362 amino acids. The record is from RefSeq and is a predicted model, not a curated record.